AAGAUGGCCGCCGUGUCAGUUUGGGUCUUCGCCGCCGUCCGGCCUCAGGCUCCUGGGCUCCGCCUCUCGUAGGCCCCGGCUUGAAGUUCCAUUUACUUGGACUGGGGACAAAAAAGGCUGGAGUGAGAUUUACAGAGCUGUUCUCACCUGUGGUACACUUCCUCGCCAACUGUUCUUGGGAUUUAUUGGAAAACAUGAAUUAGUUCCUAACAGGAUUUGUGUCUUUUUAAACGGGACAUAGGUGCUAUUCGUCUUUGAAAAAAGGAAGAGCAAUUUGGGGCAAAAAACGUGUAUGCUAUGGUUAGCUGGUCCUCAGAUCAUCUUUUUUCCCAUGGUGUGAAACUCCUUCAGCAUAGGGAUAAGGGAUAACGACUCUAUGGAUUUACAGAAUUCUUCACCAUGGUAAAACUCGCUAACCCGUUGUACACCGAGUGGAUUUUGGAGGCAAUUAAAAAGGUCAAGAAGCAAAAACAACGCCCUUCAGAAGAGAGGAUAUGCAAUGCUGUGUCUUCAUCCCAUGGUUUGGAUCGCAAAACUGUUCUGGAGCAGCUGGAACUGAGUGUCAAAGAUGGAACUAUUUUAAAAGUUUCUAACAAGGGACUUAAUUCCUAUAAGGAUCCUGAUAAUCCUGGGCGAAUAGCACUUCCUAAACCACGAAACCAUGGAAAAUUGGAUGGUAAACCUAAUGUGGACUGGAAUAAACUGAUUAAACGGGCAAUUGAGGGCUUGGCAGAGUCCAGUGGUUCAUCCUUGAAGAAUAUCGAACGUUUCUUGAAAGGGCAGAAGGAUGUGUCAGCUUUAUUUGCAAGCAGCGCCCCUUCUACCUUUCACCAGCAACUGCGAUUGGCUGUCAAACGUGCUGUUGGCCAUGGCCGACUUCUUAAAGAUGGACCUCUAUACCAACUCAAUACUAAAGCAGCCACAAACGCAGAUGGGAAAGAGAGCUGUGAGUCUCUUUCUUGUCUUCCUCCAGUGUCGCUCCUUCCACAUGAAAAAGAUAAGCCAGUUGCUGAACCAAUCCCAAUCUGCAGUUUCUGUCUUGGUACAAAAGAACAAAACCGAGAAAAGAAACCUGAGGAGCUUAUCUCUUGUGCUGACUGUGGCAAUAGUGGUCAUCCAUCCUGCUUGAAGUUCUCCCCGGAGUUGACAGUUCGGGUGAAGGCCUUACGAUGGCAGUGCAUUGAGUGCAAAACGUGCAGUUCCUGUCGAGAUCAGGGCAAAAAUGCUGAUAAUAUGCUAUUUUGCGAUUCGUGUGAUCGGGGCUUUCAUAUGGAGUGUUGUGACCCCCCUCUGACCAGGAUGCCAAAAGGCAUGUGGAUAUGUCAGAUAUGUCGACCACGUAAAAAAGGAAGAAAACUUCUACAUAAGAAAGCAGCACAGAUUAAGCGGCGCUAUGCCAACCCAAUAGGACGUCCCAAAAACCGAUUAAAGAACCAAAAUGCAGUAUCAAAAGCCCCCUUCAGCAAAGUUCCAACGGGACCUGGUCGAGGCCGUAAGCGCAAGACUCCCCUAUCCAACCAGUCCACUUGCUCAUCGGAAGGAGGUUACCUGGAGCGAGUUGAUGGCUUGGAAUUCUGCAGAGAUGCCAGCACCUCUUUGAAGUUCAACAAGAAAACCAAAGGGCUUAUUGAUGGCCUUACCAAAUUCUUCACCCCCUCCCCUGAUGGGCGCAAGGCCCGAGGAGAAGUGGUGGACUACUCUCAGCAAUAUAGGAUCAGGAAAAAGGGCAAUAGGAAAUCAAGCACUUCAGACUGGCCCACAGACAAUCAGGAUGGCUGGGAUGGAAAACAAGAAAAUGAGGAAUGGCUUCUUGGAGGCCCAGAUGUCAUGACUGAAAAAGAUAUGGAGCUAUUCAGAGACAUUCAAGAGCAAGCACUGCAGAAAGUAGGAGUGACAGGAGCCCCAGACCCACAAGUCCGCUGUCCAUCGGUCAUCGAGUUUGGGAAAUAUGAAAUCCACACCUGGUACUCCUCUCCGUACCCACAAGAGUAUUCCAGGCUGCCUAAGUUGUACAUUUGUGAAUUCUGUCUCAAGUAUAUGAAAAGCAGGACUAUCCUGCAGCAGCACACAAAAAAAUGUGGUUGGUUCCAUCCCCCAGCCAAUGAAAUUUACAGGAAGAACAAUGUUUCAGUCUUUGAGGUGGAUGGCAACGUUAGCACCAUUUACUGCCAGAACUUGUGUCUGUUGGCAAAACUCUUCCUGGACCAUAAGACCCUCUAUUACGAUGUGGAGCCAUUUCUUUUCUAUGUUCUGACACAAAACGAUGUUAAGGGCUGCCACCUUGUUGGCUACUUCUCCAAGGAGAAGCAUUGCCAGCAGAAGUACAACGUUUCCUGCAUAAUGAUUCUUCCCCAAUACCAGCGCAAGGGCUAUGGCAGGUUCCUCAUCGAUUUCAGUUAUCUUUUAUCAAAACGUGAAGGCCAAGCAGGAUCCCCAGAGAAGCCGCUAUCUGAUUUGGGUCGUCUCUCCUACAUGGCUUAUUGGAAAAGUGUAAUCUUGGAGUGCCUUUAUCACCAAAAUGACAAGCAGAUCAGCAUCAAGAAGCUCAGCAAACUGACUGGGAUCUGCCCUCAAGAUAUCACUUCAACUCUGCACCACCUGCGAAUGCUUGAUUUCCGCAAUGAUCAAUUUGUGAUAGUUCGUCGCGAGAAACUUAUCCAGGAGCAUAUGGCAAAGCUGAAACAGAACCUUCGGCCUGUAGUUGUGGAUCCAGAAUGUCUGCGCUGGACUCCUGUCAUUGUCUCAAACUCUGUGGUUUCUGAAGAUGAAGAGGAAGAUCCAGAAGAAGGGGAAAAUGAAGAGCAGCUGCAGCCAAAGGAGAGAGACAUAGAGGUGAUGAAACCUCUUUGCUGGGAGAAAAUAGAGAGAGAGCCUUACUUUCCUCUAGAGAGUGAAAAAAAGCCAGACGUCAUCACUCCAGCCAAUUCUGUGCGGCCAAACAAGCAGAGUCUUCCCCUGGCUGGUCUUCCUGCAAAUAACCAGACAUCACGGAGAGGGCGAUGGAGUCGGAAGGGGAAGAAGCUUCGGGAGUCCUUCACUGAGAAGGAUACGAAACUGCUUUUGGAGGAGAAGUCAGCAAUGGCCAGGGGGGGUCGGUGUGGAGAAUGCGAGGAAAAGGCAGCCGCGGCUGCUGCAGCAGCUGCGGCUGCUGCCUCUCGGGGGAGAUUUGGGGAGAGUGAAGAAAAAAACGCUUCCUCCCAAGGACAGUGUGGCAAAUGUGAUGAGAAGUCUCCUGUGCCCCGGGGGCACUUUGAUAAGGAUGAGGAAAAAUCUGCUGUCUCCCAAGGGCAAUACAGCAAAGCUGAGAAGUCUUCUGUCACCCAGAGGCGAUACAGCGACAGCAUGGAAUUGUGGAGGGGGCAGCUGAAGACCCCUGAGCCCCUGAAAAGCCGAAUCUCUGAGGAAUGUGAAAGGUUAUCCCGGCGCCACAGCGAGGGUGACAGGACACUGUUGAGGCACUUCAGUGAGAGUAGUGAAGACGAGGAGGAGGAGGAACCUGUUAGCCCUUGCUCAAAUUCUCCUCCAGUUCUCACCAAACCAGCGUUGAAGCGAAAGAAGCCAAUUCCCCGGAAGAGGAGAGUCCGUAAGCGCAAAUAUCACAACAGUAGUGUUGUGACCGAAACCAUCUCAGAAACAACUGAGGUCCUGGAUGAGCCUUUUGAGGACUCUGACACAGAGAGGCCCAUGCCUCAACUGGAACCCACCUUUGAGAUGGAGGAUGAGGAGGAUGAGGAAGAAGAGAGUGAACUGUUUCCUAGAGAGUAUCUUCACCGCCUCUCGCAACAGGACUCUUUCAGGCAUAGGCCCUCCUCCAAGAAGGGGGCUGAAGCUGGAGAGGAGUCUGAUGAUGCCACUGGUUCUCCUACCUUGAAACCAGUCUCUGUGUUGAGAAAAUGUGAAGUGAAGGAUUCUCCACUCCAGCCAGACACUUCCACCCCCAUGAAAAAGAAGAAGGGCUGGCCCAAGGGCAAAAGCCGUAAGCCCAUCCACUGGAAGAAGAGGCCUGGCCGCAAGCCGGGCUUCAAACUGAAGAGGGGAAAGGUCCUAGCGCCUGCCCCAGAAGAGGCAGCCGAUCCCAUAGAAGUAAUUUCAAAACCAGGGCGCAAACCCAAAGUGCAGGAGGAGGAACCUGUUGAGCAGAAGGAAGAACUGUUGCCUGUGGUGGAGGAAAGGAAAGAAGAAGGUGAGUCCGUGGAAGUUGGGGAUUUGGGAGAAGAGGAGGAGGAAGAUGCCCCUGCCAGUGAAGCAAGAGCAGUUUCUCCCAUAGAUAGCAGCAACAGCCCAGCAGCAGAAGUCAAAGAACCUGAAAUGGAGGAGGAAGUAGAGAAACCACAAGUCCUAGAAGAGCAGCGACAGUCUGAAGAAGAGCAGCAGGAGAUGGAAGAACCUGAGCGUGAUCAGGAAGAGGAAGAGGAGGAAGCUGCAGCAGUGGCAAACCAGAAUGAAGACCAUGAUGCAGACGAUGAAGAAGACGAUGGCCACAUGGAGUCUGCCAAGAAGAAUGAACUGGAAGAACAGGCCAUGAAAGAGGGGCUGAAGGAAGAAGCAGAUGCCCAGGAGCCUUUUUUAGAAACAAGCACACAGGGCAGUAGGGAAGAGGAUGCCAAGAAUAAGAGUGAGGCAGAGGCAGAUUCUGAAGAAGAGCAGGCAUCCCAUGAGACAUCAGUGAGUUCAGACCCUGUUCCUGGCUCUGAAGAUGAUCAAGAGGAAGAGCAGCAGACUAAAGAGGGACUCACUGAACUCAAGGAAGAGGAGCAAAUUCCUCACAGCGAACUGGAUCUCGAAACCGUCCAAGCCGUGCAGUCCUUGACACAGGAGGAAGAGAACAAUGAGCACGAGGUGGCCUACCAGGACUGUGAGGAGACCCUAGCAGCUUGUCAGAACCUGCAGAGUUACACCCAAGCUGAAGAGGAUCCUCAGAUGUCAAUGGUUGAAGACUGCCAGGCUUCAGAACACAAUAGCCCCAUUUCCUCUGUCCAGUCUCACCCCAGCCAGUCUGUGCGCUCUGCAAGUAGCCCCAGUGUGCCGAACACUCUGGAGAGUGGCUACACCCAGAUAAGCCCAGAGCAAGGCUCUCUUUCCGCACCUUCUAUGCAGAACAUGGAGACCAGCCCCAUGAUGGAUGUGCCUUCCGUAUCAGACCACUCUCAGCAGGUGGUGGACAGCGGCUUUAGCGACCUUGGCAGCAUUGAGAGCACAACGGAGAACUAUGAGAACCCCAGCAGCUACGACUCCACCAUGGGGGGCAGCAUCUGUGGCAACAAUUCUUCGCAGAGCAGUUGUUCUUAUGGAGGCUUGUCAUCCUCCAGCAGCCUCACCCAGAACAGUUGUGUUGUCACUCAGCAAAUAGCCAGCAUGGGCAACAGCUGCAGUAUGAUGCCCCAGGGCAGCGUCCAGCCCACCACAAACUGCAAUAUCAAGUCCCCACAGAGCUGUGUGGUUGAAAGGCCUCCAAGUAACCAGCAGCCGGCAGCACAGCCGCCGCAGCCACAGCCCCCGGCCCAACAGCCUCCGCCUCCAGCGCAGCAGCAGCAGCAACAGCAGCCUCCGUUGUCUCAGUGUAGCAUGAACAACAGUUUCACUCCAGCACCGAUGAUCAUGGAAAUCCCAGAAUCCAGCAGCACUAGCAACAUAAGCAUCUACGAGAGGAUUCCUGGGGAUUUUGGUGCCAGCAGCUACUCUCAACCAUCAGCCACCUUCAGUUUAGCCAAGUUGCAGCAGCUGACCAACACCAUUAUGGACCCUCAUGCCAUGUCCUACAGCCAUUCUACUGCUGUGACUUCCUAUGCAACCAGCGUGUCUUUGUCCAACACAGGUCUGGCUCAGUUGGCUCCUUCUCACCCGUUGGCCGGGACGCCCCAAGCACAAGCCACCAUGACACCCCCGCCAAACCUGGCAUCCACCACCAUGAACCUCACCUCGCCCCUCCUCCAGUGUAACAUGUCCACCGCCAACAUUGGCAUCCCCCACACCCAGAGGCUUCAGGGGCAGAUGCCAGUCAAGGGGCACAUUUCCAUCCGCUCCAAAUCGGCACCCCUGCCCUCUGCGGCUGCUCACCAGCAGCAGCUCUAUGGCCGUAGCCCUCCAGCAGUCGCCAUGCAGGCAGGUCCCCGAGCGCUAGCUGUUCAGCGUGGCAUGAACAUGGGGGUGAACCUGAUGCCGACUGCCCCGUACAAUGUCAACUCCAUGAAUAUGAACACUCUGAAUGCUAUGAACAGCUACCGGAUGACCCAGCCCAUGAUGAAUAGCAGUUACCAUAGCAACCCAGCUUACAUGAACCAGACAGCCCAGUAUCCUAUGCAGAUGCAAAUGGGAAUGAUGGGGAGCCAGGCUUAUCCCCAGCAGCCUAUGCAGCCAAACCCUCAUGGGAACAUGAUGUACACUGGCCCCUCCCAUCACAGCUACAUGAACGCUGCUGGGGUGCCCAAGCAGUCUCUCAAUGGACCCUACAUGAGGAGAUGAGCAGGAUAAACUUGCAAUCUUAAAACUGAAAUCUCUCUAUAAAUAAAGGAACCUUUUAUACUGACAAACCAGAGACAAUGGACCUUUUUCCAGUUAAAUAUUGCUGUAGAUCUUAGAUGGGGUUUUGUUCCCUUUCAGUUUAUUUUAUUUUAUUUUGUAGG
Messenger RNA from Gekko japonicus, 6623 nucleotides. RefSeq names its product K(lysine) acetyltransferase 6A (gene KAT6A). NCBI's taxonomy places the organism in Eukaryota, Metazoa, Chordata, Lepidosauria, Squamata, Gekkonidae. Gene Ontology annotation, molecular function: histone acetyltransferase activity; DNA binding. Bases 400 to 6462 code for a protein of 2020 amino acids. Gene Ontology annotation, cellular component: MOZ/MORF histone acetyltransferase complex; nucleosome. The record is from RefSeq and is a predicted model, not a curated record. Gene Ontology annotation, biological process: nucleosome assembly; regulation of DNA-templated transcription. The transcript is spliced from 17 exons.